UAAAUUAUUGAAGAUACCGAUGUGCAAUGCAAUUAAAGUGACUGUAUGCAAUGUCCUCUAAUUCGUCUUCUGAGUGAUAAUGGCACCAAGACGAGCUGAAGAAAUACAAGUUAGAAGAGUAGCAGCUUUAGGUUGUAAACUACCUAAUCAAUUACCAGCUGGAGAGAUACUGACAGAUAUUACUCAAAACAAAUGGAAAUUGGGUCAUACAAUAGGAUAUGGUGGAUUUGGUGAUAUAUACUUAGCAUCAAAUGACAUUGUGGCUCCAGUUAGAGAAGAUGCAAAAUAUGUGAUAAAAAUUGAACCACAUAACAAUGGUCCAUUGUUUGUUGAAAUGAAUUUUUAUAUAAGAGCAGCUCGCAAACAUAUGAUUGAUAAUUGGUGCAAAUCACAAGGAAAGAGGCGAAUAGGUAUUCCAACAUAUGAGGGAUCAGGUUCUCACAUAUAUCAUGGUCAAAGAUACAGAUUUUUAGUGAUUCCAAGAUAUGGUAUUGACAUUGGAAAAUUAUUUAUAUCAAAUGGGAGAAAAUUACCAAUGAAACUUGUUAACAGGCUAGCUGUUCAAAUGUUGGAUGCACUUGAGUAUAUUCAUAGUCGUGGAUAUGCUCAUGCAGAUGUUAAAGGAUCAAACAUUUUAUUAUCUUUAAGUGAAGAAGGUAUUGCAACAAAAAAAUCUCAAGCUUAUUUAGUCGAUUAUGGGUUAGCUUACCGCUUCCGCACAGGAGCAGGUGUACAUAAACCUUUUGUUCAUGAUGAAAGAAGAGCACAUGAAGGAACAUUAGAAUUUACAUCAAGAGACGCCCAUCAUGGAACACACUCAAGAAGAGGAGAUUUAGAAACAUUAGGAUACAAUAUAUUGCAGUGGUUAUGUGGUAAAUUACCAUGGGAAAAAGAAAAUGAUAGUAUACCAUCAACAAUGAAUCCAGAAGAAGUCCAUGCACAAAAAGAAAUAUUACUUUCAAAUUUAUCUUUACUUAUGCAUAAAUGUUUUCCAUAUAAAAAACCAUCACCUCCAGCUGCUAUUAUAGAAUAUAUGAAAUAUAUUACUGAAUUGGGAUUUGAAACUAAACCCAAUUAUUCCUAUUUACGUAGUUUAUUUCAAUCUGGUCCUAAACAAAAAAGUGAUGUUCCUACAUGUUUGUAUCAUGUAAGGGAAUCUAACGAAAAUAUUUCUUACCCUAUAUCUUUCAAACGACCAUACUUAAGAGAAAGAAAACCUUGUAAGCCUGUUAAUGGCGAGAUACGCGUGACGCGAAAUACACAACUUAAGUGUCCAGUUGAAAGAAGAGAAUUUUGUUGGGAGGCAGUAUUAGCUCUGCAUCCUGAUAAACUCGCAAAAAUUAGUGUGCAACCUCCACCUUCACCCCUUACACCGCCACCAUCUCCUCCACCUCCAUCCUUGCCUACAUAUGCCAUGUUAAAUGUAAUUCAGAAAAUGAAAGAAAAGCAGUCAGGCUCAUUUCGACAUAAAAUAGUUCAUUUAAGAAAAAAAACUUCCUCAACACUUCCUUUAUCUAAAACUUCGCCACGUUUAACACGUUCUCGGGUAGCUCAGUUAAAACGACUUGGGAAUAAAAAAUCCUACAAACAAAUACACAGCAACAAAAGGAGAAAUGGUCCAUCAACAUAAAUAAGACCAAUUUUUUUUUUAAUAUUAUACGUCUUCAUUCCUUGGACAAUGGAAU
Molecule: messenger RNA, 1685 nt
Organism: Habropoda laboriosa
Lineage: Eukaryota; Metazoa; Arthropoda; Insecta; Hymenoptera; Apidae
Product: serine/threonine-protein kinase VRK1-like
Biological process (GO): peptidyl-serine phosphorylation; signal transduction
Cellular component (GO): nucleus; cytoplasm
Molecular function (GO): protein serine/threonine kinase activity; ATP binding
Source: RefSeq, a predicted model, not a curated record